AUGACAAAUUAUCUAGAAAUACUUUGUGGAGUCGUUGCAGUGUUUUUGGCACUGUAUUACUACUUCGUUGCGAACUUCGAUUUUUGGAAAAUCCGUAAUGUUCCUGGACCAAAACCUAUUCCACUGUUCGGUAACAUAAAAGAUAUUAUGUUCGCGAGGAGGUCCAUCAGCGAUUAUUUGCAUGCACUGUACCAAGAGUAUGAAAAUGAGCCAAUGGUCGGCAUUUUUACAAGAAGAACGCCUCUCCUUAUUCUUCAAGAUCCCGAUCUCAUAAAAGCAGUUUUGAUAAGUGACUUUUCGAAAUUCGCAGAUCGAGGACUGCCUGUGUAUGAAAAGACGGAACCAUUGUCUCCGCACUUGUUCAGUUUGGAGGCAGCAAGAUGGCGACCGCUGAGAACGAUGCUGUCACCGGUGUUCACAUCCGGCAAGCUCAAGGAAAUGUUUCCUCUCAUACAGGAGUGUUCCGAACAUUUGGAACAUUAUUUGGAAAAAGUAGUAGCGGUUGGAGAGCCCGUGGACUGCCGCGAAUUAGCAGCGAAGUAUGGAACGGAUGUGAUCGCUAGCUGUGCGUUUGGAAUUGACACGAACUCGUUGUCCGACACGGACAGUGAAUUUCGUCGAAUAGGCAGAACAGUAUUCGCGGGUACUUUUUCUCAACUGUUGAGAUUCCGCAUUAGACAGUCGAUGCCAUGGUUGUAUAAAUUGUUAGGUUAUAUACUACCGCAUACAGAAGUUACAACGUUUUUCACUAAAGUCAUCGCAGACACACUGGAUUACAGAAUCAAAAAUAAUGUCGUUAGGCCGGACUUCGUUAAUAUGCUACUCGAGCUCAAGAAACAUCCAGAUAAAUUGGAGAAUAUAAAACUCACAGACACUCUACUGACCGCUCAAGCUUUUGUUUUUUUCGUGGCCGGCUUUGAGACAUCUUCGACGACGAUCAGUAACGCUUUGUACGAACUAGCUCGGAAUCCCGAAAUACAACAUAAACUUCGACAAGAAAUCCGAGAACAUUAUGAAAAAAACAAGAGUGAUUUAAAAUAUGAAGACAUUAAAGAGAUGGCAUACUUAGAUCUAGUAUUUCGAGAAACAUUAAGGAAAUACCCGCCAGGACCAUUCUUGAUAAGAAAAUCAAUGUGCGAUUACGCAUUCGAGGGUACAAAUGUUACAAUACCGAAAGGAACAAUGUUGUGGAUACCAACAUAUGCAAUCCAUCAUGAUUCUCGGAUCUAUCCAAAUCCCGACGCUUUCAUACCCGAAAGGUUUAGCGAUGAUGCUGUUAUGGCCCGACAUCCAAUGCAUUAUUUACCUUUCGGCGAUGGACCACGAAAUUGUAUUGGUGCGCGAUUUGCAGUUUAUCAAACGAAGCUUGGAUUGAUCAAAAUACUUCGCAAUCACAAAGUCGAUGUAUGCGAAAAAACUAUGAUACCAUAUCAAUUCAAUCCAACUGCUUUCUUACUGGCGCCAAAAGAAGGAAUAUACUUGAAGAUAACAAAAGUAGAAAAUUAAUAUGGAGUUUAAUACAUUUUCAUAGACAUAUUAAUAUAGAGAGGCUUGAUGCGAAUAAGUCAAUACAACCUAGAAUUCGAUAAAAAUUUGUAAUAAAGUUUGGAUUAGAUGUAGGGUGGUUCCUAAACUUUUAUAUAAUAUCUGUGGUGUUACGGGAGUACAGCAGUAAUAAACGGGCUUAAUUGUCACUCAAUUUAUUUGUCUAUCUAUACAAGAUUCUUGCGCGCGCGACGAAGUUCUAUUCAGUACCUUGGUACAGCCAGACU
This is a messenger RNA of Dufourea novaeangliae, 1772 nucleotides long. RefSeq names its product probable cytochrome P450 6a13. Bases 1 to 1506 code for a protein of 501 amino acids. The record is from RefSeq and is a predicted model, not a curated record. Gene Ontology annotation, molecular function: heme binding; monooxygenase activity; iron ion binding. NCBI's taxonomy places the organism in Eukaryota, Metazoa, Arthropoda, Insecta, Hymenoptera, Halictidae. The transcript is spliced from 5 exons.